AACGGCAGGCAGGAAACCUGUAGGGUAUUGUUUUGUUUGGAUUGAUUGUUGUCACCAAAGUCCCAUCGCAACGCGCAGGAGCGACGACACCACAACGCCGAACCCACCCUCGGCACCUCUCGUAUUCACAACCACCCCAACCAUGGCGACGGCUUCCACCCGGAUGCUUCUCGCCUCGUGCGGCAGGCGGGCGGCGGCUUCGACCGCUCCAACCGCGCCCCCCCUCCGGUCCGCACCGGCCCCUUCCUUUGGGCGCUGUGGCCCGCGCCGGAGAAGCCCUCCCGCCCGGGGGUCCCUUCGGCCCCUCGCGGUCCGCUUCUUUGGGAGCGGCGACCCAAAGGAAAGCGACGAUCCCUUCGGGGUGCACUUCCAGGACGGGGACGACCUGGGAAGCCUCGGGCCGGAGUCCCCGCCGCGCUACAAGCGGGACGCCGUCACCGGCAAGUUCACGGGGGAGAAGGAGGAGGAGCUCACGGACCGCGAGAAGAAGCUCCUGAACAUGGACCCCCUCCAGGAGCAGGACUACCUCCUGGACAAGGUCCUGGCCGGCUGGGACCUCGAGGCGCCGGAGGGCGGGGGCGAGCCAAUCAAGCUCUCGGCGCUGGCCCGGCGGAUCCGGGAGGACAACGCUGGCCUCACCACCCUCGGCCGGAGCACCGAGUCCCAGUCCUACACCGGGAGGCUGGAGGACGGGGAGGAGGCCCACCGCGACGAGACGGGCUUCUCCAAGCCCCUGAGCCCGUCGGAGUUUGCCGCCCUAAGGGCCUAUUUGAGGGAGGAGGACGGCGCCGAGAUCGGCGAGGACGAGAUCCCCGUGGAACCGGCGAACGAGGCCUCGGUCCUGGGCGGCUACGCCGACACGGAGGAGCUCAACGCGAGGUGGAGGUCCUCGAGCGCGAUGAGGUUCAUGGACGACACCCUGGACGACGAUCCCUUCUCGGACCUCCUCCCGUCCGACCUCAGCCCGACCCUCCUGGUCAACCGCCGGGAGGCCAAGCCGAUCCCGAAGCACCUCCUCCACCACAACAACCUGGCGCUCCUCCGGAGGUACAUCACCCCGUCGGGCCAGAUCAUGAACCGGGUCCAGUCCCGCUUGGGCGCGAAGGACCAGCGGAAGAUCGCCAGGCUCAUCAAGCGGGCCCGGUACCUGGGCCUCAUCCCCAACAGCGGGCAGUUCGUGGUGGAGGACCACGGGAGCGUCCACGAGGACGACCUGGGCGAGGACAAGGAGUGGGAGGCCGAGCUGAAGCGGAGGGGCCUGGUGGUCGGGAAGGAGCAGCAGCGCACAAGCACGAACGGGCCGCGCCGGUAGGAAGCGGGACCCUGGAGCGAGGCCACCGCCGAGGCGCUAUGGCACAGCGGGACGAACUAGACUAAACAAACAUCGAACCU
Messenger RNA from Pseudo-nitzschia multistriata, 1392 nucleotides. The record is from the annotation of a GenBank genome assembly. NCBI's taxonomy places the organism in Eukaryota, Bacillariophyta, Bacillariophyceae, Bacillariales, Bacillariaceae.